Molecule: messenger RNA, 2575 nt
Organism: Nematolebias whitei (Rio pearlfish)
Lineage: Eukaryota; Metazoa; Chordata; Actinopteri; Cyprinodontiformes; Rivulidae
Gene: tbl1x
Product: transducin beta like 1 X-linked
Exons: 15
Coding region: 421-1962 (513 amino acids)
Biological process (GO): regulation of transcription by RNA polymerase II
Cellular component (GO): histone deacetylase complex
Molecular function (GO): transcription corepressor activity; protein binding
Source: RefSeq, a predicted model, not a curated record
UUCUCGUGUGUCUCUCCCACUCCUCGCCGCUGUCUCUGCCGCUCCUGGUUCUCAGCGAGCGGUGAAAACUCGGGCGAGCAGCCCCGCAGACAAGAGUCGGGCUCGGUCCAACUUUUUUUUUUAAUUUUAAUUAAAAUUUUUUUUUAUUAUUAUUAUUAUUAUUUACCGCCAGUUGUGACGGUGGCACAAAAACGAAAUAAGCCGACAGUGAGUCAUACUGCGCGGUCGGAACUUGAAAUAUGACGAUUAGCAAAAUGGGAGGAAAGUGUUCGCUCGCUUGCUGAAGUUGGAGGUUCUCCUUGUGGAAGAGGAAGAGAGGUGGCGGCGGACACCACGAGUUCACUCUCACAAUAACAACAAAACAAAAAAAAGGAGUGAGCUCAGCCUUCCAUCAUACCUCCUCCCUUUCAUUGGGCUAAGAUGAGUAUUACCAGUGACGAAGUGAAUUUCUUGGUCUACAGAUAUCUUCAAGAAUCAGGUUUUUCCCACUCAGCAUUCACCUUUGGCAUCGAGAGCCACAUCAGCCAGUCGAACAUCAACGGAACGCUAGUGCCCCCUGCCGCCCUGAUCUCCAUCCUGCAGAAAGGCCUUCAGUAUGUGGAGGCAGAAAUCAGCAUCAAUGAGGAUGGCACAGUCUUUGAUGGCCGGCCGAUCGAGUCGCUGUCGCUCAUUGACGCAGUGAUGCCAGAUGUGGUGCAGACGCGGCAGCAGGCGUUCCGCGACAAACUGGCCCAGCAACAGGCUGCCUGUACCAUCACCGCGUCAACCUCCGGAAACCAAUCAAACACAUCAAAGAACGGGGAAGCCACUGUUAACGGCGAGGAAAACGGUACACACAGCAUGAAUAAUCACAGCGAGGCCAUGGAGGUGGAUGUGGAUGUUGAAAUCCCAGCCAGUAAGGCCACGGUGCUCCGAGGCCACGAGUCCGAAGUGUUCAUCUGUGCAUGGAACCCUGUCAGUGAUCUGCUGGCCUCAGGCUCGGGUGACUCGACCGCUCGAAUUUGGAACCUGAACGAGAACAAUAACUCCAACUCCACCCAGCUGGUGCUGCGCCACUGCAUCCGAGAAGGUGGCCAGGAUGUUCCUAGUAACAAAGACGUCACCUCACUAGACUGGAAUAGCGAUGGGACUCUCCUGGCAACUGGCUCCUAUGAUGGAUUUGCCAGAAUAUGGACAAAGGACGGAAAUUUGGCCAGCACCUUGGGGCAGCACAAAGGACCCAUAUUUGCACUCAAGUGGAACAAGAAGGGGAACUGUAUUCUCAGUGCUGGAGUAGAUAAAACGACAAUCAUUUGGGAUGCACACACAGGUGAAGCCAAACAACAGUUCCCGUUUCACUCAGCUCCGGCGCUGGAUGUGGACUGGCAGAACAACACCACGUUUGCUUCCUGCAGCACAGACAUGUGCAUCCACGUAUGUCACCUGGGCAGCGACCGGCCUCUAAAAACCUUUCAGGGUCACACGAACGAAGUCAACGCCAUUAAGUGGGAUCCAUCGGGUAUGCUGCUAGCCUCCUGCUCCGAUGACAUGACCUUAAAGAUUUGGAGUAUGAAGCAGGAGUCAUGUGUCCAUGACCUCCAGGCUCAUAACAAAGAAAUCUACACGAUCAAGUGGAGCCCCACUGGCCCGAGCACAAACAACCCCAAUGCCAACAUCAUGCUCGCCAGUGCAUCUUUUGACUCGACGGUGCGACUGUGGGAUGUGGAACGAGGUAAAUGUAUUCAUACUCUGACCAAACACCAGGAACCGGUCUACAGCGUGGCCUUCAGCCCCGACGGCAAACACCUCGCCAGCGGCUCCUUCGACAAGUGUGUCCACAUUUGGAACACCACAACCGGCUCCUUGGUGCACAGCUACAGGGGAACCGGUGGCAUUUUUGAGGUGUGCUGGAACAGCACUGGGGAUAAAGUUGGUGCCAGUGCAUCAGACGGCUCGGUUUGUGUUCUCGAUCUCCGAAAAUAGCUGUCCCAAGGCUAAGCUAAAGAAUCCUGGAAAGUGCAGAAAUUGCCUUCUUAUAUCAACAAACACGCUUCCCUUGUGCUCGAUGAGGGCUGUAAAGGUGUACUGAAAUGAACUCUUCACAGGAGUUAAACCAGAUGACGGCAGCAGCUCGAACACCACCUAAACUCAGUGCACCUUACAGUUUGUUGACGUGUGUUUUAUGAUAAGCCUGAGAGAAGAUGGAAACUGGCAUAGAAAUCCUUAAAAAAGUGGAUUCCACUCCCAAGGCACAUCCAUGUUUUAAAAGGUUUCCAGUGAAGACGUGCUGUGAUCCCUGCAGGCUCCACAUCCAGCUGUUAUCGGGUUGUAUGGGUGGAAACGCAAAGAUGAGUCAAAGUUUUAUAAAGAAAAUAAUGAGAGACAGGUGUUUGAGCUGUGAGAGGCAGCAAAAUGUGAAGGGAAAGCUGCAGAUUUAUAAUUCCUCUGAGGAAACGCUAGUUCACGUCCACACGAUCCAACAAGCAACAGGAUGAAAGGAACAGAUUCUCAGUACUGAAGCGCUGCCACUUUCCGUUGACCAGGUGCUUAACUUCUCCCCCAGAGGAGUUUGUUUCAAAAGCACCGGCCACCCCCC